Adineta steineri is the source of this 612-nucleotide messenger RNA. NCBI's taxonomy places the organism in Eukaryota, Metazoa, Rotifera, Eurotatoria, Adinetida, Adinetidae. The record is from the annotation of a GenBank genome assembly.
AUGGAUGCUGAUACAAAUAAAAAUCUAUUUACAGAACUUUAUAUAAAUAUAAAACAACAAGCAGAAAAAUCAGUAUCAAUUCUUGUUGAUCAUGCAUAUGAAAUAGAAAAUUUUCUAAAAAGUGAUCUAUUUUCUAAUAAUGAAUGUAUUAAUCAUGAAAAUUCUACUUCAUCAAAUAAUCAAUUGAAUACAAUUAUUUAUUCUGUUCAAAAUCAUUUACGUAAUUUUAUUGAAAUAGUUGAAUAUUUAACAUUAUGGCUUGAAUUAGAAAUUCCAGCCUAUAGUGAAAGUGAUGAUUUUCAUAUUGUUGUACAAAAUGAAAUUCUUGAUGAAAUAGCUUUAAUGAAAGCAAAUUGUGUUACAUAUAUGGGUCAAAUUGUUGAUUAUCGUGAACAACGUGCUGUAGCUAAUAAAGAAUUAUUUAAACGACCUCAAUUAGAUGAUAAUUAUCAUUUAAUUUCUAAUCUUGAUUAUCAAUUAUAUAGAAAUUUAAAAUUAAUGCUUAUCGAAAUGAAAUCUUAUAUUUUACGUAUAUGUAAUAUAUUAACAAAAAAUAAACAUUUAAUUAAUAGAUCAUCAUCUUAUCAUCAACAUGUAAAUAAUUAUUUCUAA